GUGACUGCCCGGGUGCUCGCCGCCGCCGCAGCCGGGAGACGCGCCAGCCUCCCCCGCGGGAGCCGCUCGCUCCGCGUCCGGGCAUCCGAAGGGAGAGGAGCCUGCGCCUCGAGUCCCCGAGCCGCCUCGGCUUCUCGCCUUUGCCGGCCACCCGCCCCCGGCUCCGGGCCCGCGUAUGAAUCUCCUGGACCCCUUCAUGAAGAUGACCGACGAGCAGGAGAAGGGCCUGUCCGGCGCCCCCAGCCCCACCAUGUCCGAGGACUCGGCGGGCUCGCCCUGCCCGUCGGGCUCCGGCUCUGACACUGAGAACACCCGGCCCCAGGAGAACACGUUCCCCAAGGGGGAGCCGGACCUCAAGAAGGAGAGCGAGGAGGACAAGUUCCCCGUGUGCAUCCGCGAGGCCGUCAGCCAGGUGCUCAAGGGCUACGACUGGACGCUCGUGCCCAUGCCGGUGCGCGUCAACGGCUCCAGCAAGAACAAGCCGCAUGUCAAGCGGCCCAUGAACGCCUUCAUGGUGUGGGCGCAGGCGGCGCGCAGGAAGCUCGCCGACCAGUACCCGCACCUGCACAACGCCGAACUCAGCAAGACGCUGGGCAAGCUCUGGAGACUGCUGAAUGAGAGCGAGAAGCGGCCCUUCGUGGAGGAGGCGGAGCGGCUGCGCGUGCAGCACAAGAAAGACCACCCGGAUUACAAGUACCAGCCAAGGCGGAGGAAGUCGGUUAAGAACGGGCAGGCAGAGGCCGAGGAGGCCACGGAGCAGACACACAUCUCGCCCAACGCCAUCUUCAAGGCGCUGCAGGCGGACUCGCCGCACUCCUCCUCCGGCAUGAGCGAGGUGCACUCGCCCGGCGAGCACUCGGGGCAAUCCCAGGGCCCACCGACCCCACCCACCACGCCCAAAACCGACGUGCAGCCAGGCAAAGCUGACCUGAAGCGAGAGGGGCGCCCCCUGCCAGAGGGGGGCAGGCAGCCUCCCAUCGAUUUCCGCGACGUGGACAUCGGCGAGCUGAGCAGCGACGUCAUCUCCAACAUCGAGACCUUCGACGUCAACGAGUUCGACCAAUACCUGCCGCCCAACGGGCACCCGGGGGUGCCGGCCACGCACGGCCAGGUCACCUACACCGGCAGCUACGGCAUCAGCAGCAGCGCCGCGGCGACUCCGGGCGCGGGCGCGGGCCACGUGUGGAUGUCCAAGCAGCAGGCGCCCCCGCCGCCGCCCCCGCAGCAGGCGCCCCCGCAGCCCCCGCAGCCGCAGCAGGCGCCCCCGCAGCCUCAGCAGGGGCCCCCGCCCGCGCAGCAGGCGCCUCCGCAACCGCAGCCCACGCACACGCUGACCACGCUGAGCAGCGAGCCGGGCCAGGCGCAGAGAACGCACAUCAAGACGGAGCAGCUGAGCCCCAGCCACUACAGCGAGCCGCAGCACUCGCCGCAGCAGAUCGCCUACAGUCCCUUCAACCUCCCGCACUACAGCCCCUCGUACCCGCCCAUCACGCGCUCGCAGUUCGACUACACAGACCACCAGAACUCGGGCUCCUAUUACAGCCACGCGGCGGGCCAGGGCUCCAGUCUCUUCUCCACCUUCACCUACAUGAGCCCCGCGCAGCGCCCCAUGUACACCCCCAUCGCCGACACCUCCGGGGUGCCGUCCAUCCCGCAGACGCACAGCCCGCAGCACUGGGAGCAGCCGGUGUACACACAGCUCACCAGGCCUUGA
Ochotona curzoniae (black-lipped pika) is the source of this 1714-nucleotide messenger RNA. RefSeq names its product SRY-box transcription factor 9 (gene SOX9). The record is from RefSeq and is a predicted model, not a curated record. The transcript is spliced from 3 exons. Gene Ontology annotation, biological process: chondrocyte differentiation; oligodendrocyte differentiation; morphogenesis of an epithelium. NCBI's taxonomy places the organism in Eukaryota, Metazoa, Chordata, Mammalia, Lagomorpha, Ochotonidae. The coding region runs from base 176 to 1714 and encodes 512 amino acids. Gene Ontology annotation, cellular component: nucleus. Gene Ontology annotation, molecular function: DNA-binding transcription factor activity, RNA polymerase II-specific; RNA polymerase II cis-regulatory region sequence-specific DNA binding.